AAUAGCUGUCAAUGCCGGUGAGCAAGCUGUUUUGCCAAGUUUGUGUUCUCCGUGUUGAAACCAUUUUCUGAAAAAACAUCCACUAGUGAGUUGCAUUGAAUCGAACUGUGCGUGAUGGCUUCGGAACGGUAUAGUUUUUCGCUGACCACCUUCAGCCCAUCGGGAAAGCUGGUCCAGAUCGAGUAUGCCCUGGCGGCGGUAGCGGCCGGAGCACCCUCGGUUGGCAUUAAGGCGGUGAACGGAGUUGUGAUCGCAACGGAAAACAAGCAGAAAUCCAUCCUGUACGAUGAGCACAGUGUGCACAAGGUGGAGAUGGUGACGAACCAUAUCGGUAUGAUCUACUCGGGUAUGGGACCCGACUAUAGGCUGCUCGUCAAGCAGGCCCGGAAGCUAGCCCAAAAUUACUACCUCACGUACCGCGAACCCAUUCCGACGUCGCAAUUGGUGCAAAAGGUUGCCACCGUCAUGCAGGAGUACACGCAAUCUGGUGGUGUCCGGCCAUUCGGAGUCUCGUUACUGAUUUGCGGAUGGGACGAUGGCCGUCCGUAUCUGUUCCAAUGCGAUCCGUCCGGUGCAUACUUUGCGUGGAAAGCAACGGCGAUGGGCAAGAAUGCAAACAACGGCAAAACGUUCCUCGAGAAACGGUACAGUGAAGAUCUCGAGCUGGACGAUGCGGUCCACACGGCAAUUCUUACGUUGAAGGAAGGCUUCGAGGGACAGAUGAACGCAGACAACAUCGAGGUGGGCAUUUGUGAUGCGAACGGUUUCCGCCGACUGGACCCAUCCGAUGUACAGGAUUAUCUGGCCAAUAUUCCAUAAGCUAAAGGGGCUUGGGCAGUAAGAUUUUUUUUCUCGGUAAUAUAAAGCUACUGUGGAGGGGUUGAUACUUUGGAAUAAAAUACUUUUCUUCAAGCGUA
Anopheles funestus (African malaria mosquito) is the source of this 917-nucleotide messenger RNA. It is a transcript of the gene Prosalpha2, whose product is annotated as proteasome subunit alpha type-2. Gene Ontology annotation, biological process: ubiquitin-dependent protein catabolic process. The coding region runs from base 115 to 819 and encodes 234 amino acids. The record is from RefSeq and is a predicted model, not a curated record. The transcript is spliced from 3 exons. Lineage: Eukaryota; Metazoa; Arthropoda; Insecta; Diptera; Culicidae. Gene Ontology annotation, cellular component: proteasome core complex; proteasome core complex, alpha-subunit complex.